Molecule: messenger RNA, 1719 nt
Organism: Phytophthora infestans T30-4
Lineage: Eukaryota; Oomycota; Peronosporomycetes; Peronosporales; Peronosporaceae
Product: SNF1-related protein kinase catalytic subunit alpha, putative
Exons: 6
Coding region: 1-1719 (572 amino acids)
Biological process (GO): protein phosphorylation; intracellular signal transduction
Cellular component (GO): cytoplasm
Molecular function (GO): protein serine/threonine kinase activity; ATP binding
Source: RefSeq, a predicted model, not a curated record
AUGAGCGACAUUCCCAUUCAGUUGGGCCACUAUCGGCUGGGCAAGACGCUCGGCAUCGGCUCAUUCGGCAAAGUAAAGUUGGCCGAACAUGACAUCACAGGCCACAAAGUAGCCAUCAAGAUCCUCAACCGCAACAAGAUCCGCAGCCUCGACAUGAGCGAAAAGGUGCGACGCGAGAUCACACUGUUGCGUAAGAUGCGCCAUCCACACAUUAUCCGCCUAUACGAGGUGAUCGACACGCCCACGGACAUCUUCAUGGUGCUCGAGUACAUUGCAGGCGGAGAGCUCUUCGAUUACAUCGUGUCUAAAGGCCGAUUGGCUCCAGAAGAAGCGCGACAUUUCUUCCACCAGAUCAUCUCGGGAGUGGAAUAUUGCCAUUUCCACCGUAUCGUACACCGAGACCUGAAGCCCGAAAACUUGCUGCUAGACGCAGACAAUAACAUCAAGAUCGCAGACUUCGGACUGUCCAAUAGCAUGGAAGAUGGAGAUUUCCUGCGCACGUCGUGUGGCUCUCCCAAUUACGCCGCGCCCGAGGUGAUUUCUGGCAGUCUGUAUGCUGGUCCAGAGGUGGAUGUGUGGUCCUGUGGCGUCAUUCUGUACGCGCUACUGUGUGGCAGUCUUCCGUUCGAUGACGAGAGUAUCCCCAAUUUGUUUAAAAAAAUCCGUGGCGGCAUGUACUCGCUGCCCAGCCACCUGUCCGAGAUGGCGCGCGACCUCAUCCCGCGCAUGCUCGUGGUGGACCCCAUGAAGCGUAUCACGAUCCCGGAGAUCCGACAGCAUCCCUGGUUCCAAAUCGACCUCCCACCGUAUCUGCAACAUCCACCUGAAAUUGUGGAAAACCAGACUUUCAAGAUUGACGACGAGUGCUUGUCGCAGUGUUUGGCACUGAGCUACGCCGCGAAUAUCGGACAUGACCAGCUGGUUGCGUUGCUUAUGAGACGAGAGAAUCAUCCGCUUCGAGUGGCUUACGAGCUGAUCUUAGAUCAUAAGAACGCCAAGAUCCGAAUCGAUGAACUACGUGACGUUCGGACGGUGAAUAACAAGCCCAAGACGUUCUCGACACCUGAGCCUAGUACGUUGCUAUUACCAGGGCGAGGACCUCUUCCCAUGGCUGCAUCGCCCUUGAUCACGCCGUCAUCAGCGCUCCAGGAUCCUCGGAAUUUCGGUGGUCGUGGGAUUAGUAUUCCGGGACAAGCACCUCGAAUGUCAACAGGAGGCAACGGUAUGCCCGGCUUUGACGACGGUCACGGCGGCGCAGCUCCUACCCCCAAGCGACGACGAUGGUACCUGGGUAUUCAGUCGAAAAAAGAGCCCGCUCACGUCAUGUCGGAGGUGUACAAGGCGCUGUUUGUGCUCCACUUUGAGUGGAAAGUCGUGGCGCCGUACCGUGUAAAGUGUCGAUGGCAAUCGCCUGCAGGAGACCCCAAUGGAGGCGCCGUGAUGAACGCGGAAGACGCGAAACUGCAACAACAGAUGCAACGCAUCAAGAUCGGCUUGCAGCUGUACAAGGUGCAGCAACACAUCUAUCUCUUGGACUUCCAGCGUCUGGAUGGCAAUGCCUUCACGUACAUGAACCUCUGUGCACGCAUCAUUACGGAGCUCAAGACGCUCUCGGGGAUCCGACCGCUGGCUAGUGGCCACGACCCACGCUUUGGAGAUGGCAACAUGAACUCGGUGCACUUACACCAGCACAAUCCACACGCUCAAGGCGCUCAGUGA